Messenger RNA from Dipodomys ordii (Ord's kangaroo rat), 605 nucleotides. RefSeq names its product cytochrome c oxidase subunit 4 isoform 1, mitochondrial. The coding region runs from base 3 to 512 and encodes 169 amino acids. The record is from RefSeq and is a predicted model, not a curated record. NCBI's taxonomy places the organism in Eukaryota, Metazoa, Chordata, Mammalia, Rodentia, Heteromyidae. The transcript is spliced from 4 exons. Gene Ontology annotation, biological process: mitochondrial electron transport, cytochrome c to oxygen.
GAAUGUUGGCCACCAGGGCACUCAGCCUCAUUGGCAAGCGAGCCAUUUCCACCUCAGUGUGUGUACGAGCACAUGGGAGUGUUGUGAAGAGUGAGGACUAUGCUCUCCCCAGCUAUGUCGAUCGCCGAGAUUACCCCUUGCCUGAUGUAGCCCAUGUCAGGCAGCUGUCUGCCAGCCAGAAGGCUCUGAAGGAGAAGGAGAAGGCAGCCUGGACUGAUCUGAGCAAGGAUGAGAAAGUCGAGUUGUACCGCAUUCGCUUUAACGAGAGCUUUGCCGAGAUGAACCGAGGCACCAAUGAGUGGAAGACGGUUCUGGGCAUGGCCCUGUUCUUCGUUGGCUUCACGGCGAUUGUUCUGAUCUGGGAAAAGCGCUUUGUGUAUGGCCCUGUCCCGCACACCUUUGAUGAAGACUGGGUGGCCAUGCAGACCAAGAGGAUGCUGGACAUGAAGGUCAGUCCCAUCCAGGGCUUCGCCUCCAAGUGGGACUACGAGAAGAACGACUGGAAGAAGUGAGGCCGCCGCCCAGCGGCUGCACCCCCAGCAGCCCAGCACCUCCGUGGAGCCAGUGCCACGGUCCCGAUGCUAAUAAAUGACGUUUACGCGGAA